Momordica charantia (bitter melon) is the source of this 6024-nucleotide messenger RNA. RefSeq names its product Nucleotidyltransferase family protein (gene MEE44). Gene Ontology annotation, biological process: RNA 3'-end processing; polyadenylation-dependent ncRNA catabolic process. Gene Ontology annotation, molecular function: mRNA binding; poly(A) RNA polymerase activity. The record is from RefSeq and is a predicted model, not a curated record. Gene Ontology annotation, cellular component: TRAMP complex; nucleolus. NCBI's taxonomy places the organism in Eukaryota, Viridiplantae, Streptophyta, Magnoliopsida, Cucurbitales, Cucurbitaceae.
AAUAUGCCCGCUAUUUCUUAAUUCUCACCUCUGACCUCCGUCACUCUCUCGUCUUCUGUUCGUCUCUGCACACCGAGAAACCACCGAAACAGAACAGACAAAGAAAAGAAAAGAAAGGAAAGGAAGACCGAAUGAUUUGAUCGCAUCCAGUCACCGCCGGUAACUCCAUCAUGUCUCAGAACCAGCUUAUUGACUCCCUCACCUCCCAUAUCUCCCUCUACCACUCUACAUCCCUUUCCUUCAACCCCGAUCCCAAUCCCAAUCCCAAUCCUAGGUCCUCGAUCCUUAAAUGGUUCUCAUCUCUUUCCGUCCCCCAACGCCAAGCUCAUCUCACGAUCGUUGAUUUCAAAUUCGUCCAAAUCCUCAUCCAGAUGGUGGCAGAAGUUCGUAGCCGAGGACACGGUUUCUUCAUCGUCCUUCCGGACAUCCCCUCUUCCGACCCUCCGCACCUACCUAGCUUCUGCUUUAAGAAGUCCCGCGGACUCUUGUCUCGUGUCUCCGAGUCCAGCGAGUCCGAGAGGACAAUUUUUGAGUCCACUCGAUUAUUCGGUUCCAGGGAAGGCGAUAAACUCGAGGAAUGUGCUUGCUCGUUAAACAACAUGGAUUCUAUAACUGUAAGUGAGGAAUUCGUCGCUAAUGUGGAUAAAUUUGUCGAGACAAUGGAUGUAGUUUCAAAUGGGGGGUUUUUGAGAGGUGAAGGGGGUGACCUGGCAUCUGACUGGGCCGAAUUAAAUUGGUUAAAAGCGAAAGGGUAUUACAGUGUCGAGGCGUUUCUGGCAAAUAAGUUGGAGGUGACUUUGAGAUUGUCAUGGAUGAACUUGAAUCAUGGAAAAAAAAGAUCGGUGAAGUACAAAGAGAAGGCUAGCGCAAUCGGCAUGGCGACAAACGUGUUUUGGAGGAAGAAGGGAUGUGUGGACUGGUGGGAUAAAUUGGAUGAUUCGACAAGAGAGAAAAUUUUGACCGCAAUUAUGGGAAAAUCCGCAAAAAAUUUGAUACACGAUAUCUUGAAGUGGACAAGUGGACUUGCGGAGCAUGAGAUGGGGCUUUUUAGUGCGGAAUGGAAUAGACCAUUUAGGUACAAUUGUACUACAUCUCCACCAAGGUCCAUGCUAACAUCCCAAGCGGACCUGCAUAUUGACUUCAACAUAAUUCCAGCUUCGCUUUCUGGAAAACCUUAUUCCUUAACCAACUUAUUUAGAAAAUUGCUUGUGCUUCAAGAUAUUGUUAUGAUGGUAUCAUCGUGUCUUCAUGAUGAAUACUAUAGGAGUAAUCUAUUUUAUAGCACUUUGGGUUCUAUUUGUGCCAUCCCUGAUUGUAUAUUAAGAAAAUUGCGGGAGUUUCUUAUGUUUAUUUCACUUGAUUGCACAAAACUUGAACUUUUAGGAGAGGGGAAUAUUAAGUCCUUGCCUAGUAAAUCGAGAGAGAAUCUAGGUGCUUCCAGUCGAAGAAAAAAGGGAAAGAGCCGGAAAUCACAGAAUCAUGUAUUGAGACCAUGUGUAGAUGAUUCGUCUUGUGAUAAAUUUAUCAAGGAAGUUGACAAGGAGUGUGCUCAUAAAGGGAGGGAAGAUAUGAUGGAAUCCACAACAAUAUCUAUUAUGUCCAAGGGAAAUGAGAUUUGUAGAGAAAUGCCAGCAGACGUAUCUAAAACGGUUGAUUUGGUACAUAACCAUAUAAUGAGUGUUGGGAAAGAUCAAGGUACUACAAGGAAGAAGAAAAAACACAAGAGUAAAAACUCUGGUGGGAACAACAGGCUAGUUGAAAUAAGAAAUUCUGAAGGGCCAUCUGUUAGUUCUCAGGAUCAGGCAGGAGAGUUGGAGAAGAUAUUCAGAAGACCUUCCAUCUCGAAUAUCACAAAUGAUAGUUCAACAAUAAACUCAAGUCCUCUAAUUUCAUCUAACGAGCCUAACAGAGACUAUGACAGCCAGCAAAAUAUUGAAGUACAAGAAAUUUCUGGGUUAACAAAAUAUGUUGGUUCGGAAGAGUCUCAAUCCCCAGAAGGAAUAGUUGAAAAUCAAAGCUUAUCAUCUAGAUCGGAAGCUUCUACGACUUUUAUGGAUUGCGGUGCAGUACCUUCUCAUUUGCCUUCGUUGGAGCUAAAGAAUAUUGUCAAAAGCAAUGCCAAUGUGAAGGGCUCUGUUCGAACUUGUGAAUUAGGAGAUAAAUCAUCUUUGUUGGAUAAACUUCCGAGAACUUUUGAUGUAAAGGAGAAAUCAUGCUUAUCUCAAGAUCAAUUUCGUGGUGAUUCUUGUAAUAGUAGGACCUCAAAUUCUUUGGAACAUUCUCCCUAUGAAUGGCAUGGUGUAGCUUCUUUGUAUUUCCCAUCAUUCAAUUCGCAUCUCCCACCUGCUACUGAUAGACUACAUUUGGAUGUUGGGCACAAUUGGCACAACCAUUUCCGACGGUCUUUCACACCUACAAUGCAUCAAUCAAGAAAUUCUACCAUUAAAGGAGGUUGUAAUCCAAUUCUGACUCGACCACUGUUAAUGAGUCUAGAUUGGCCCCCAGUCUUAAGAAGUGCUUCUGGCUUGGCUUCAACAAUGACAUCAAACCACGAUACUGGGUUUCUGUCUAGGAGACAGUCUACCUUUCGACAGGUGCUUCCUACUAACAGCAAUCAAAUUAGUACCGAAGAUGAGAAGUACUCUGCUAAGCUCACCGAUUUUCCUGAUUUAUCAAAUAAUCAGGACCUAGCAGAUGAGUGUGAUGGAAACUGGAUAUCAGAAGAAGAACUGGAAAUGCAUGCAGUUUCUGGGAUAGACUAUAAUCAGUAUUUUGGUGGUGGUGUUAUGUACUGGAAUCCUUCUGAUCACCAUGGGACGGGGUUCUCUCGACCUCCUUCGCUUAGUUCUGAUGAUAGCUCAUGGGCUUGGCGGGAAGCUGACAUGAACAGAACAGUUGAUGAUAUGGUUGCUUUCUCUUCUUCUUAUAGUAAUGGGUUGACUUCUCCAACUGCUACUUCAUUCUGUUCUCCUUUUGAUCCACUGAGUUCCGGAAAGCAGGCUCUUGGUUAUGUGGUGCAAGGAACUGAUAUACCCAACAACAUGCUUCAUUCUUCACCAACUUUGAAAGACACAGCGACAGAGGAGGAAGCUCCUAGAUCUUUGGCAAAUUUGCCUAGUGAUGUUGAGGGAAAGACAGGUGACUCGCAUCCAUUUCCUAUGCUGCGGCCUAUUGUUAUUCCAAAUAUGUCAAGGGAAAGAUCAAGAUCUGAGUUCUGCCAUGGCUAUGAUCACAAAAGCCCAUGUAUCCCUCCUACUAGGAGAGAGCAAUCUCGAGUAAAGCGUCCACCAUCUCCAGUAGUUCUUUGUGUUCCACGGGCACCAAUACCACCUCCACCUUCUCCUGCAAGUGACUCCAGGAAACACAGGGGGUUUCCAACUGUUAGAUCUGGUAGCUCAAGUCCUAGGCAUUGGGGUGUAAAGGGUUGGUAUCCUGAUGGAACUAAUUUGGAAGAAGCAUGCUUACGUAUUGAUGGUGCUGAAGUUGUAUGGCCGAAUUGGAGAAAUAAAACCAAUUCUAAUUGUUCAACGGUUCAACCUUUAUCAUUAAUAGCAGUGUCCCAGAUAGCUCUCGAUCAGGAACAUCCAGAUGUUGCAUUUCCUCUCUUUCCACCUGCAAGGAGCUGUUCUGUAAAAAUGGAAUCUCUUUCUUUGAUGCAUAGCCGCUUACAUGAUGAGAUUGACUCUUUCUGCAAACAUGUUGCUGCAGAAAAUAUGGCUAAGAAGCCUUACAUUACUUGGGCUGUUAAACGGGUAACAAGGUCCCUUCAAGUCUUAUGGCCCAGGUCCAGGACAAACAUUUUUGGUUCAAAUGCGACUGGUUUGUCCCUUCCAACAAGUGAUGUGGAUCUUGUGGUUUGUCUUCCCCCAGUAAGGAACCUGGAACCUAUUAAAGAAGCUGGGAUCUUAGAGGGGCGUAAUGGUAUCAAAGAAACCUGCCUUCAGCAUGCAGCCAGAUAUCUUUCCAAUCAAGAGUGGGUAAAAAGUGAUUCUUUAAAGACAGUGGAAAAUACUGCUAUACCUAUUAUCAUGCUUGUUGUUGAAGUUCCCCAUGAUCUCAUUACUUCGUCCACUUCAAAUAUGCAAUCACCCAAGGAGGAGUCGUCUGCAAUAACUGGGGAACAAGAUGUAAACAUUCUAAAUGAUAUGACAGGUUUAGAAGAUUCUGCAUUGCCAAAAUGUUUGGAGGUGUAUGAUUCCUCAAUGAGCACUAAGUCAGUUCGCAUUGACAUAAGUUUCAAGACUCCAUCACAUACAGGACUCCAAACUUCUGAGCUGGUUAAGGAGCUGACUGAACAAUUUCCAGCGACUAUACCUUUGGCUUUGGUGCUGAAAAAGUUUCUGGCAGAUCGUAGCCUUGAUCAAUCCUAUUCUGGUGGCUUAAGUUCUUACUGUUUGGUAUUAUUGAUUAUACGCUUUCUUCAACAUGAACAUCAUCUUGGGCGUCCGAUCAACCAGAACUUUGGAAGCCUCUUAAUGGACUUCCUUUACUUCUUUGGGAAUGUGUUUGAUCCUCGUCAAAUGCGUAUUUCUAUACAAGGCAGUGGAGUCUAUAUAAAGAGGGAAAGGGGAUAUAGCAUUGAUCCCUUACAUAUUGACGAUCCUCUUUUCCCCACGAAUAAUGUGGGGCGAAAUUGUUUCCGUAUACAUCAAUGUAUCAAGGCCUUUUCAGAAGCUUAUUCUAUUUUGGAGAGUGAGCUCAUAUGCCUUAGUGAUAAUGGUGACACAUGUUCAGAUGCAACUAAUAGGGUGCUUCAGAAAAUAAUCCCUAGCAUUGAUAUAUCAUAAGGGCUUACUAUACGAUCUUUUUAUACAUGGAGGGAUAACAAAAGGAGGGCACUUUCCAGUCUUGUACUUGGCUAAUUUCCAAGCUUACAAUGGAUGUUGGGACUUGAUUGCAGAAGAUGUGCUUCAAGGAUGGGUUCUCAUUUGCCUUAUCCACACGUUAAGACUAUCUUAAGAAUGUGCUCUACCCAUAUACGGCCAUCAUAGUUUAAACUCUGAUAAUGUGCAUCGGAGGGGAUCGUUUUCUGUUAUUCAGUUAGGACCUAUGUAAUGAUGGGGUUGUCUAUUUGUCAACUUGGUGGAAGCGCUGCUGACAAUAGGGUUCAUCACAGGGUCAAAUCUGGUUACUUAGGUAGGACCCGUGAAGUGGUGGGGGUUUGUCCACUUGCUCGCGUUAAGUCUAUGUCCAUGGCAAUAGUGUUAGUGGUCAUCAACUGUGAAAUCCUUCCUUCGAUCGUGGCUGUCACCUCAGCGAGCAGAUAAUGGGAAGCCCCAAGGUACUGCUUGGGCGGACCGAUUGCAGCAAGCUCUAUGUAUCAUACGAGCUUUUCAAGUGCACCUGUAAUCAGCAAUCAGGUGGAGAAGCCCCAUAUUCACCAUCUUUCUCUAGGUUCACCUGCUCUCUGUACAUCUAAACUCAAAAAUCUUCUCUCUUGAAACCAAAUACUAAAUUACUGAGAUGUAACGCCUUCCUGUGCUCUCCUGGUUGCUGCAAGAAGGUAGUUGCACAAACGAAAUUUGGAGGAUGCAGAGAAGAAACUAUUUCCGUAGAUGGAUUACAGCCAGCUUUGUUUACCCACCUCCUUUCUGAGCGUAUGGGGACUCAGAUCAGGUUCCGAGUAAACCACAGCCUUUGGAAGAUAAAAAAAAGAAGUGGGCGGUUGGCCGCCCUCGACUGUCCAAAUUUGAAUCAACAGAGGGCAAAGAAGUGUCCAUGGUGGUUGAUGUUGGUCGGCCGCCACCGAGCAAGAAAAAUGACACAUCGCUCUUACAUCUCUUGAAAGAAACUCACGUAUUGUAUAUUUCCCCAGUGUCAUCAUACGUGGAAGGCGAUUAUACGAAGGCAUUUAGAUUUAUACAACUUCUUGAGUAGGGGAAUGGUGAAGAAAAUUAAUUGGAUAUUAAACGGAUUCCGCUUGUAUUUUUGAUGAGAGCUUUAGAUUAUAUAUUGCCUUCUAAUAAAAGUAGAGAAGUACUAUAAGGUAGCCCAGCAGUUAACAAUGCUGCUGCUAUUAUUCUA